GUCACAUUAACUUCCUGUUUACCGCCUGCUGUACCUCCAGACAGUAGUACACAGAUUGCAACACCACUCUCCACUGCUGGGGCUUUUACCAAUAACAACAUAUGCAGCAUUGCGAUCCUACAGCCACGGGGUUGACUACUGUAUAAUUUUAACCUUUUAACCGCUAUGGCCGUUAUUACUGAGGAGUCAUGAAGACGUGACAUUGAGGAAACGUGUGCAGGCCGGGAAGGAUCCUGGAGAUUUCCUGACUCCAGCUGACUGGAGUUCAGUUAGGUGGUGCUGAGAGUCGAGCAUUACUUCACCUGUAGUCGCAAACCAAACCGUGGUGAUGUGGAGGACUGUGAAGGUCUGAUAUUGCCUCAAAUGUUUAUACAGGGGGUUUGAGUGAGUGGAAACCAUCAACUUGCGCCUGAGAAGCUGAACUAGCCUGUUAGCUAGUCGUGCUAACUCCGGUAGCAGCAGCAGCCGCGGUGUGAGUGGCUGGCUGUGAGGGCUGGCUAACGGGUUGUGUUUGGAGAGUGGAGCUGCCCGCCGGUGCGCUGAAUUCAGGAAGAGUCCCCGGCUCCGGCCCCCUCAAGCGGGCAGUCAGGAAGAAGCUGGCUGGGAAGGGAUGGCCUGGUCGGUCUUCCCGUUCCAAAGGACAAGGCUCUGCGGUGUUUGAAGGAGGUCGAGUACGGCUAGAGGCCACCACCGCGGGUCGAGGCGCUAUGAUGGCCGCCUCCCCCUCCACGGCCGGCGGCUUCACGGCCUCCGGGCUGUCGGUCAGAAAGAGCGAGGAAAUAGCGGAUUUGAUAGAUUUGUUUUCCAAGAUGCAGUACAGAGCAAAGGAAGUCAUUCCUCGGGUGGAGGUGAUAGAGAAGCGCUGUCUGGAGUUAUUUGCCAGAGAUUACAAGUACAGUAUCAUCCAUAACUCCAAUGGAGAAGUGUGCGGCCAUUAUCCCCGGCAGAUAGUUUUCCUGGAGUAUGAAUGCACAGAUGUCGAGAGAGACAGGUUUGAGAGCACAGUUCAGAUAAGUAAGCUGCAGGACCUGGUGAACCGGAGUAAGCUGGCUCGCUGCAGAGGGAGGUUUGUCUGUCCCGUCAUCCUCUACAAUGGCAAGCAUAUUUGCCGGUCGUCCACUUUGGCAGGAUGGGGGGAGCUGUAUGGACGCACGGGCUACAACUACAUCUUCUCAGGGGGCACUGAUGACACGUGGACAGAGUCUGAGGAGGUUCCAGAGGAUGACAGCGCAGUCAGGAACGGGGACUCCCAGCUGUUUGACAAGGUUCGGGGCCAUGACAUUAAGCUGCUACGUUACCUCUCGGUUCGCUACAUCUGUGACCUGAUGGUGGAGAACAAGAAGGUUAAGUUUGGCCUAAAUGUGACGUCCUCUGAGAAGGCGGACAAGGCCCAACGCUAUGCAGACUUCACCUUGCUCUCUGUGCCUUACCCAGGGUGUGAGUUUUUUAAGGACUACAAAGACAGAGACUACACAGCUGAGGGCCUGGUGUUCAACUGGAAUCAGGACUAUGUGGACGCUCCUUUGACAAUCCCGUUGUGCUUUACUCAGAACUUGAACAUUGACUGGACUCGAUACCAGUCGUGGGACCUGGUGGAGCAGACCCAGAACUACCUGAAGCUGCUGCUCCACAUCAUUAACAGCGAUGAUGAGAGUGGCCUCCUGGUACACUGCAUAUCUGGCUGGGACCGAACGCCUCUGUUUGUGUCCCUUCUCAGGCUCUCCCUGUGGGCAGACGGCGCCGUUCAUGCCAGCCUGGAGCCGGCCGAGAUCCUGUAUCUGACCAUUGCUUACGACUGGUUCCUCUUCGGUCACAUGCUGCCAGAUCGACUCUCCAAAGGAGAAGAGAUUUUCUUUUUUUGCUUCAAUUUUUUGAAGCACAUUGUCUCAGAGAAGUUCUCUGCUGUUAAGAAACAGAGAAGGAAGAACUCCCACUUCAAAGACAGUGAUUUCACUGUGGAAGAUCUCUGCCAGUUAAAGCCGAGGGAUCGCGGCAGUGUGACCAGUCUGAGCAGUGACUUUUCCCUCAUCACUGAGGAUGUGGGCGGUGCCUCCAGCCUCACCAAUGACACCGUGGACCUGUUGUCCAGCCAACCCCAGGCCUCCAGCUGGAGAAAAGGCACCACCUCCUCCCCUCAGAUGGUUGUUUGGAAUAAACAGAACCCUCUAGACGAGCACCUCUCGCAUCCACUCAAUGAGGCCAGGUCUUCCAGCUCCUCCUCCUCCAACCAAUCAGAACACGGCAUCACACGCACUGGCAGCAGCCCGUUGGCUGUCCCCGGAAGAAGGUUAGCAGCAGACUACACUCGGUCAGGUUCCUCUCUCUCGACAGAGUACGGGAGUUGGCAGAUAGUUUCGGGUUGUGGCAGCAUCCAUGACCACGCUAACUUCCAUCCACCUGUGGCCUCAGCCUCCUCCACCUCAUCUGCUGUGGCUGCUGCCUACGACUCCCCCCUGCCCUUCAGUUUUCAGGAUGAAGGACCCAGUGGACGAAUGUGUCCCUUCCCCUCUGAGCGUCAGGCCCGUCUGGAGGCGGUGCGGGAAGUCUUCCUGGCAGCCUACAGCUCCACUGUUGGCCUCAAGUCCUCAGCACCCAGCCCCUCAGGCGCCAUCUCCGGUCUGCUGGAGCAGUUUGCCCGCGGGGUCGGCCUCCGGGGCACCAACGCCAUCGUCUGAACCCUCUCAAUGUGACUUCAGAUCCUCCUUCUGCCUCCAUCCAUCCAUCCACAGUCUAUAUCCAACAUGCCUGGACUCAGUACAAUAAAGUGCCAAACAUCUCUGUUCAGAUCAGGGGUGAAGCAUUUUUCCUAUUUCCUUUCUUUGAUUUUGUUUUCAAACCUUCACUUCUUGGAUUUCAGUUUUCUCUGUGCUGCUCCAGCUUUACUCUGGAUGUUUAAUCUUCCAUGUUGAGUUCAUCAGUCACAUUCAGGGAGGGAAAUGGUUUCAGCCACAGUAUCAAAAAGGGAUAUUAAGAAGUCUUUCUAGCUGCUGAUAUUUACAAGGCUGAGAACAUGGGGUCUGUACCUGUUACAGGCAGAAUACAAACACUUCUUCCUUCCUCUGCUCUUCCUUAAUCUGUUCCUAAUUUCUUAAAAUCCUUAAGAGUCCUUGCAGUGACCGUCCCAUGUACAGGCAGCCAUGUUUUUAGUUCUCUUGCUUUGUGCUGCUAUUAUACUGAUCCAAGCAAAGGACUGUUAUGUUGUUAAGGUGAAAUUUAAAGCUAAGAUUAAAAAAAGCACUUAUUGUGUUCUGACAGUAAUGGCACCAAGCUUUUUUUAGCUUCCAAUUUGGCACAGUAGAUUAAAAUCAGAAUAUAUAAUCAGUUUCAGAGCUUGUAGCUUUGGGGUCCAGACUUGAAAAAUAAGGUUGAAUUUCAGAAAGUCCAUCAUAAAGGUCCAGUGUGUAGGAUUGACAGGGAUAUAUUGGCAGAAAUGGAAUGUGAUAUUCAUAACUUUUUUCAUCAGUCAAUAAUAACCUGAAACUAAGAAUUAUUGUGUUUUUGUUACCUUAGAAUGAGCGGUUUAUAUCUACAUAGGGAGCUGGUCCCCUUGCACGGUGUCCGCCAUGCUGUUUCUGUAGUAACCCAGAAUGGACAAACCAAACACUGGCUCUAUGUGGAGCCAUUUGUGUUUUCGAGUUGGCCGCUGUAGUUCUCCUGCAUGUUUGGCACAUGGGAGAAGUUUCAGUUGGUUACAGUCUGCAACCUCACCACUAGAUGCCACUAAAUCCUGCACACUAGGCCUUUAAUGCAAAACUCACAUGCUGUAUGUACACUUACUCAGUUACUGGCUGCUGUUCACAUUUGUUCUGUCCAAACUGGCAGUGAAGGGAUCCCUUUGUAGUGUGACAACACUGUAGGAAUUAGAGGACAAAAUUUACAUUCAUUUUCAGUCGAAGUGAAUAUCAGGCCUCAGCAGUUUGAGUAGUUGUGUUUCCAUCUAAAUUGGGCAAAAUGGCCAUCACACCACCACGACAGAACAGUGCUAGUCAAACCUCAACUGAAGGAAACAAUAGAUGAAUGAUAACAGAGAAUGCACUUGAGAUUGGAAAUAGAGUUUUGAAUAAUUAAAAUUACAGCUCUGUGCUCUUGGUAGAGUUCUGCUGACAGCCCCUUGUGCAUAUACACUGUAAGCAUGUUAAAAGCCUGCAGAGAUGACAAAGAGAGCUCGCAAUGGCCUAUGCAAUGAUGCAUCAUAACUGUACAUCAUCAUUUAUUCGCUUCAUCGGUCUCCAUUGCACUUAGUCACAUUUACUUUUUAUCGAUACACUUACUUUUCCACCUCCCCCAUGCUACAACCUUUUUUUUGUACUUCAUGUUUAUUCAAAUUCCUGCUGUCUCCACUUAGGUUGUUUUUAUGCACAAAUUGAAAAUGCGAAAUCAGGUGGAUGAAAACACACCUAGUGCCAGUGUUUUGUCCUGGUCUUACAUCACAUCCUGUUACUUGAAUAGCAAUUUCAGUUUUGGCAAGAGUUCACUAUACUUGAAACAAACUAGUCCAUACAGCAUGUUGUCUGACCAUGUUUAAAGGCAGAAGCGUUAAUAGCUGUUCUGAAAGACCACACUUGAAGUGCUGUGCAAAAAAGCCUGCAGUCAUAAACGCCUUAUACAUGGAGAUCUUGCUGUAGGGUUGCUACAAAGUCCCUUCUUCGUGCUCCUUUGCAUUUUUACACAGAACCAAACAAUGAUGACAUCAUGCCACUCCAGUAUGUGAUAAUUUUAUUUUUUUAUUUUUUAUUUUUUUAAAUGUGCGUGGCAGCAGAUCUUGUCUACUGCUUGGACAGUAAGGAGCUUCCGGACCUUAUUGUUUUCCCAAUUUUCAGCUGCUGUUCUUUUUUGAGUUAGCUGCUAACUGCUAUCAACUAAACGCCUCUAAAGGCAAAAGUGUUUAUAGCUGUUAAGAACCGCCAAACUUGAAGGCUGGGAGAGGAGCCUGUCUUCAUAAAGAGUUCAUUGAAAUUCACCGCCAGUAUGGACAGAAGGGAUGAUUACAGCAACUCUCAGCAUUGUACAGUAUGUGAGGAAGAUGGUCUAGUCCAAAAAAUCUGGUCUUAUCCUUUAACUAGAUAGCUUUAAAGUUUUUUCAUCUUUACAAAUUAAGUGUUGAUGAUUAAACAUCUACAGGGACUCUUCUUGAAUUGCCUCACAUAGCACAGAUUUUGAAGAUGGUAACCCUGGAAAUGAAGUGACGAAGGUAUCCAAGCUAUUGUUUCACUUAGCCAGUCUAAUCUCUCCAUAUCCUCUACUUGAGUCCAUAUCCAGUAAUUUUUCCUGUUACUUUUUCUUCUUUUUUUUUUUCUUCUUAUUUCGUAGCACUGACAUGGUAGCACAAGAGGCACUUAGCAUUGUGGUAGCAAAUCUGUGAGCCGAAGGCCUUUUCAGUGUUCUUUUUCGUCAAACAAUGAUUCCUGCCAGUGCUGAGGUCUCUGCCUAGCUAUUAUCACACAAAAACUGUUCAAACACGUGCGUCUUUUGUCAGGUCACACUUGGGCAGACAUUUUCUUGAGACAAUUCUGUUGAGAGAUUUUAUUCGAUACUAGCUUGUUGGUGUUGCCAAACGAUUUUGACGGCUGCUGUACCUCAGGACCUUUUGUUGUGCCUUUUUUUAAUCUUGAGUAUCAAAAGAUCAGAUCUCUACUUCUGGUCCAGUUUCAGGUGUAUUUCUGUUUCAUAAAUGGUUAUAAGAGCCUGGGCUUUUAGCAGCAGAUUGUUAAUGAAAUUUUGAGUGUAGAGCAUUAGCAGCGUUAGCUUUGCAAUAAAGCUUUUGGGGUUUCCAUUUUUAUCACUCGGUUGCAAGAUUACAAGUCUUUUUUGUUGUACAGUAACGUAUAGCUGUUGAGUCUUAUUUACACCCCUGAUACUGUUGAUGAAAUUGGAUUUCAGUCAGUCACCCCCAGAUGAGUGAGAUUUUCAAUUCUGCCUUUGAAAAAAACUGUUGGCAAAGAGUAUUUUAUUGAUUUAAGGAAUAAUUCUAGUCGUAAUUUUUGGACAUACAUUUUUUGACUUUCUCUCUGAUAGUGAGAUGAGAAAAUUGACACCAAUAUCAAGUGUCUGUGUGAAAUACGGAUUACAGCUUGGAUGCAUUAAAAAAUAUGCAUACCAACACCUCAAAGCUUGAUACCAUGUUUUAUCUAGUCUCUAAUAUUUAGUAUUAUCAGUUUUAGAGAUGUUAUGUACUUAUUUUUUUGGAAUUGACAUAGACUCACAUAGUUAAGAUUUUUUGAAGUGGGGUUGCAUGGGUUGCUUAUCCAUAGGCAUACAGUAGAUGGAGGCCAGCACACCUCCAGUUUGGAGAAGCAGACUGGAGUCCAACAUUGUAGCUCAGCAAUCUAAUGCUGUGGUGGGGUCAGCAACAACAUGUAUUUUAGCUACCUAAAAAAAUACCCACCUAAAAAAGUCAAUAUUAGUGUAUGUGUGCGCUGUAUUGAGAGUACUUGCACUGCUUUACCUUUCUGUCAGACAGUGAUUUCCAACUGCAAUGUGCAGCUGUUGUUUCGCUUCCUUCUAAGCCAUUGAGAAAAUCAGUGAUUUAACGUUGCUGAACACAGAUGCUGCUGGUCUAUCUCUGCCGCGAACAGUUAUUUUGAUUGUGUUAUUGUGUGACUUUGGCAUUUAAAGGGGUUAGUUCCACCAAAGUCCCACAAUAACACUAACUAACUAAUUGAAGCAGCAGUAGACCAGCAGCUCCUGUGUUCGGUGAGCUAAAAUUACUGUUUUUCUCAAUGGAGUCUGGUGGCUUUGAGGAGAGCAUAGAUGGAUAACUGAAGCUGUUAAUGGCUUUCUCUUUAGAAUGGGCUGUCUGACAGACAGGUAAAAGGUGAAAAUACUGAAUAGAACAUGCACUUAAACUGAUACUGAUUUAUUUUUGGGUGGGACUUUUUGAGGUGACUAAAAUACAUUUUGUUGCUGACCCCUCUACAGCAGUAGAUUGCUGAGCUUUCAUGUCGGACUCCAGUCUGCUUCUCCUAACUGGUGCCGUGCCGAACAUCUACUGUAUGUGAUAUACUGUCUAAGUAUAAGUACCUCAUACGACCCCACUUCACCCCCACACCUUUAAUGCACAGACAUAAGUGGUAUGGAUUUUCACAUCUCACUCAGAAAGAACUACUUAAGAAAAAUUCCCAAAAUGUUGAACUGUUCUUUUAACUGGCAGAAUUUGGUGUUCUGCUUGAUUCUAAGCCAAAUUCUGUUUUCUUUGUUCCACUAAAACAUGCUAAGCUGCUUUUAAGCCACAGAAGUUUUCAUCCCUUUAUUCUUGAUGCAUUAAGAAACUUUUGAGCAUUUGGUUCAUCUGGCCGCAUGUAUUGCAUGUUCUCUGCAUGGGUUGUGAAAGAAGUGGUUUAAAUUUGUAACCCUUCACAAACCGAUAGCAGAACAAUCUGUCCAGCAUUAUUUGAGACAAGUAAGACUUUCAGGCACAGUCUCAUCUCCCUGUGAGCGUUCUUUUUAAGGUAUCUUUACUGAAAAGGAGUUCUUAUUCAAUCCAGGUUUCAUAUUGUUAUUUUGGCAUGAUUUCUACUGUCUGCCUGUUAAGCAGCCCAUUUCAGGACACUUACAAAAACAUUGUUAUUUUCAACUUGCUAAAAAAUAGUCAUUGUGAGAAAAAUUUCUCAUCCUGACUUAAUUCAAAUAUUUGUCACUUUUUCACUCACUGGUUUUGCAUGACAUCCUCCAAGUUGAUCUCAGUUGCGGCGUAUGAUGGUUUUAUUUGUUUUACAAGUUAAUUUUUAUUUCAGAAUCUCUCAUUAAUUAAAAUGCUGCAUUGCACUUGUUCUGAUGUUCUCUGUGUGAAGGUGUUUCUUUGUACAGUUGAUGUAUUUUUAGGUAAUUUUACCUUUUGGGUUUUUUUUGUUAUGAAUUGCUCUUAAUUGUUGGCAGGCAGCAGGCUACGAUGAAAGGCGAACUGAGCAGCAGGUGGCAAUUGUGAAUAAACAAAAGAAACAAACAU
Messenger RNA from Epinephelus fuscoguttatus (brown-marbled grouper), 7945 nucleotides. RefSeq names its product myotubularin related protein 14 (gene mtmr14). Bases 708 to 2675 code for a protein of 655 amino acids. The transcript is spliced from 19 exons. Lineage: Eukaryota; Metazoa; Chordata; Actinopteri; Perciformes; Serranidae. The record is from RefSeq and is a predicted model, not a curated record. Gene Ontology annotation, molecular function: phosphatidylinositol-3-phosphate phosphatase activity. Gene Ontology annotation, biological process: dephosphorylation.